AUGACAAGACGGUACAGCGUUUCUCGAUCUCCACCUUUGGCUUCAUUGUUACUUUUGCUAGUUUCAUACUUAGCCCCAGGUGAAGCCGUUUUGUGCUAUAGUUGUUCGUACACGUACACAACCCAACAUGUCGGAUACGAAUGUGUUAACGCGACUGAAGAAGUGAAAACAGCUCACACUGUCAAUUGUCCCGGCCAAUAUUGCAGAGACAGAGUCGUCUACAAAAAACAUGAAGGAAACGAAUUCGUUGUCUCCUCGUUAGAACGCAGCUGUUUGCGAGAAACACACACUGGUCCAAAUUGCACGCAGAGUCUAUACGAAAAAACCUGUCUUUUUGUUUGUGAAGGCUUCUUCAUCGAUCUAUCUAUUAUAAUCUUAGACCUAUCUAUCUAUCUAUCUAUCUAUCUAUCUAUCUAUCUAUCUAUCUAUCUAUCUAUCUAUCUAUCUAUCUACCGUCUAGAGGCUCUUUCUUCAUCUAUCUAUCUAUCUUUUUUAAAACAUAGAUCUAUUUCAUUUAAAUCUAUGCGAAUAACAGUCCGCACCUUCAUUCCUUCCUUCCUUCCUUCCUUCCUUCCUUCCUUCCUUCAUUGCUUCCUUCCUUCAUUGCUUUCUUCAUUCCUUCAUUGCUUCCUCCCUUCCUUCCUUCAUUGCUUCCUUCCUUCAUUGCUUCCUUCCUUCAUUGCUUUCUUCAUUGCUUCCUUCCUUCCUUCCUUCCUUCCUUCAUUGCUUCCUUCCUUCCUUCCUUGCUUCCUUCUUUCCUUCAUUCUUUCUUUGCUUCCUUCCUUCCUUCCUUCCUUCCUUCCUUCCUUCAUUGCUUUCUUCAUUGCUUCCUUCCUUCCUUCCAUGAUGAGGAUCCGCCGCAUCUUCACAGAAGAUGGCCACCUCAUCACGUUCGUUGCCAGCCUCGCACCUUUCUCGAAAUCAUGGUCUUUUGGUUGA
Molecule: messenger RNA, 939 nt
Organism: Acanthosepion pharaonis
Lineage: Eukaryota; Metazoa; Mollusca; Cephalopoda; Sepiida; Sepiidae
Source: the annotation of a GenBank genome assembly